Purpureocillium lilacinum is the source of this 1686-nucleotide messenger RNA. RefSeq lists its product as uncharacterized. NCBI's taxonomy places the organism in Eukaryota, Fungi, Ascomycota, Sordariomycetes, Hypocreales, Ophiocordycipitaceae. Gene Ontology annotation, molecular function: DNA binding; zinc ion binding. Gene Ontology annotation, biological process: DNA-templated transcription. The record is from RefSeq and is a predicted model, not a curated record.
AUGGACAUGGAGAGCCCUGAACUGCCGGUCGGAAUAAGCGGAAUCCACGCCAACAGCUCGCGACGCGACAUCAGCCGGAAUGAAAAGAGCCCUCACGACCAUAUCUGGGAGCUUGUCGGAUACCUUCCACGUCGAAAAGCAAUAGCAGAUCAUUUGGUGAAGCGCUAUCUUGACGAGCUGAACCCGGUACACGAUUGCGUGCAGGAGGAGGACUUUCGUGCCACUUACGACGCAUUUUGGGACCGCAAAUGGGGCGACGAUGACCUCACAGCCGUUGACCUAAGGUGGCUUGCGCUCCUGUUCAUGGUGUUGGCAUUCUCCGAACUCGUCGACUGCCCAAUGGGUGCUUCUCCCGACGCCCAAGAACGCUGCGAGGAAAGGUCUGUCCAGUACUUCUGGGCCUCUCGAAAGGCCAUUGUCCUGGCCCCCACCUUCUCAGGCGAGAGUCCUGAUCUGGUCAGCGCAGGCAUCCUUGUCAGCCAGUACCUCAUAUACUUUGGACGCAAAACGGAGAGCUGGCUAACAUCAAGCUUUGCAAUUCGUAUGGCGCAGGCACAAGGGAUGCAUAUCGACGGGGAAAUAUGGAGGCUGCCGGCAAGGGCUCUCGAGACAAGACGACGCCUGUGGUGCAAAUUGUACGCACUGGACCGAUCGGUCGCCCUCGCGGUCGGCAGGCCAUACACAAUCCACAGCAAGCACUGUAUGGAAAUGGACGUCAAGAAUGUGUGUUUUGACGAUGGCACGGAAGAUGCGGACUCGGUUGCGCAGGAAUUACCACUCAGCUUACCAACUCGUAACGUCUAUUACCUGUACCAGCAACGUCUGUCAACCAUACUCGGCGAUAUCCACGACGAAUGCUUUGGAAUUUCGUCACUUUCGGGCUCAUACAACACUUACGAGAAAGUCCUUGGCCUGGAUGAAGUUCUGCUCGACUGGGCCGAAUCCCUGCCAGCAUACUUCAGGCUGAACAAUCCUGACCAGUCUCUCGACGCAGGCAGGCCCUACCUUUACUGGCAGCGCAUAUAUUUGCACUCAGGAUACCACUUCGCCCGAGUCACGCUGCACAGGAAAUAUGUGCUCCUCGUCUCCAUCACUGAUCGUUUCCAGCAUAGUCGCGACGCGUGCAUCAGCUCCGCCUGUGCAGAUCUGAAGCUUAAACUCAGCUUCCGCCACCUCAGUAUGGCAGAGAGACUCAUGGCGGGCGGCGCCAUGUACAACCUGUUCAACAGUGCGCUGGUACUAGCCGUGAUCGCCGUCCGUGAACCAUUGCUGCCGCGAACUGCCGCCAUCGUUGAGGAUCUGUCAGCAUACUGUGAGAAGCAGCGGACAGAUCCGUGGGUCAAUGCGUUUGCACUUGCUGAAGUCAAGGUGAUUGAGCUCUGCAUUGCAAGUGCUGGAAGGGCCCGACAAGAAGGCAGAGCGGAAAGGUCCACGAUCGUGGGCAAUGGGCGUAGCAUGGAGACCCACGCCCAGGACCCGACGUUACAACCCGUCAGCCCUCGCAUGCCGCAGCAACUGGCUUCCCUGGGCAGUGGACUGGGCGCCCCAGGAUCUUCACUUGAUUUCACAAUUGGGCCCUCCGAUGGUUGUCUUGACAAUUGGUUUGGACUCACACGUAGCUUUCAGGAGCCUAUCGACUACGACCUUUGGGAGGACUUCGUCGGGAACAUUGAAUCGCAUCAAUAG